Moesziomyces antarcticus is the source of this 639-nucleotide messenger RNA. Its product is annotated as p23 chaperone protein wos2. Gene Ontology annotation, biological process: chaperone-mediated protein complex assembly; protein folding. The transcript has a single exon. NCBI's taxonomy places the organism in Eukaryota, Fungi, Basidiomycota, Ustilaginomycetes, Ustilaginales, Ustilaginaceae. Gene Ontology annotation, molecular function: Hsp90 protein binding; protein-folding chaperone binding. Gene Ontology annotation, cellular component: nucleus; cytosol. The record is from RefSeq and is a predicted model, not a curated record. The coding region runs from base 1 to 639 and encodes 212 amino acids.
AUGUCGACUGUAGUUCCCGAGAUCCUGUGGGCCCAGCGCUCGUCUGCUGACGAGCCCGAGAAGAACGUGGUGAUGCUCACCAUCAACGUGCCCAACCUCCCUGCGCCACCCGCAACCAAGUUCGAGCUCACCUCGAGCGGGUUCAGCUUCCACGCCAAGACGGGAGACGAGUCCAAGGGCAUCCCCAACAAGGAGUACGACUUCAAGCUCGACUUUUUUGACGAGAUCGAUGUGGAUGCUUCCAAGACCUCGCUCACUUCCAAGAGCCUCUACGCCGUGCUGCGCAAGAAGACCGCGCAGGAGGAAUACUGGCCCCGCCUCACCAAGGAGAAGGUGCGCCUGCACAACGUCAAGACCGACUUCGACAAGUGGGUCGAUGAGGACGAGCAGGAUUCUGCCGAUGCCGGCCCGGAUAUGUCCGACAUGUCCGGAAUGGGUGCUGGGGGCAUGAUGGAUCCUUCAAUGAUGGGCAUGGGAGGUGCUGGCGGAUUGGAUUUGCAGGCGAUGAUGUCUCAGAUGGGCGGUAUGGGCGGUAUGGGCGGUAUGGGUGGCGGCAUGCCAAGCUUCGGUGCUGAAGAUGACGACGACGAAGAGGCAGACGAUGAUAUCGAAUCGCCGGCGGUGCAAGAGGCAAAGUAA